AUGUUCUCCAAAACAAGCCUUCUUUCUUUCUUGACACUUGUCAUCUCGGUUUCAGCUGCAGCAACCAAGCAACAGGCUGCCCAAAAGGCCUCGACCAGUAAAGCUGCUGCCUCCACUGCUGCUGCUGCUGCUUCCGGAAAGGGUGGCGAUGCUCAAAGCUCAUUGACGCUUGAUCCAAAAGUCAUUGCCUCGGGGUUUGCAAAUAACGGUCAAGAUGUCCCACAAGCCGGACAAGUGGCAUCUUUGACAUCAACAAAUAACUUCAUAAACUUUUGUUUGACCGUUCCUAACCUACCUAUUACCAACGGCCUGCAAAUUACCACUGGAUCAUGCAAUCCCGCCCCGAUGGGUGUCAUCCCUUCCACGGACAAUAUGCCCUCUUCCAAGUUUAUCAACCCCCCUAACUUUGGAACAAUUCAGGCUGGUCAAACGUUCAACAUCGAGAUGAACAUCAAGGGAAUGCAGACAGGGUUCUUUGUCAAUGCAAACGAAAACUACUUCGCGGCUCCUCAGCAGCUGAACGCUCAGGGACAGAUCCAGGGACACUCUCACGUCGUCGUCGAGCAGCUUGAUUCUUUGACCCAGACGACUCCGUUAGACGCUAAGAACCAUGUUUUCUUCAAGGGUCUCAAUGACGCUGCAUCAAAUGGGGUCCUCUCCGCAACUGUCGAAGGUGGACUGCCGGCUGGCGUGUACAGACUAGCAUCCAUCAAUACAGCAGCCAACCACCAGCCUGCUCUUGUUCCGAUUGCCCAGCACGGAUCUUUAGAUGACUGGGUCUAUUUCACUGUUACCGAUGAUGGCAAGCCAGCGUCUAGUGCAGGUGCCAGUGCUUCCAGUGCUUCCAGUGCAGUGGCAGCUUCCUCGUCCGCUGCUGCUGCUACAAGCGCCGCAGCCUCCAAGGCUAGUGCCACUGCCGCUGUUGGAAGUGCCGGUGCCAAGAAGAUCGCUUCUCGUCCUUCCAAGGCUGCACCCACCGCAGCGGCUGCUUCCUCUGGUAAGCAGUCUUCGAAGUCCAGCUCUUCCUCGAAAGGUGCCGCAUCUGGUAAAAAUGCCUCCGCUGCGUCGUCGGCGAAGAACUCUGCCAGUGGAAAACAGGGCCAGGCUGCCGCACAGCAGAAGGCAGGUGCACAGACAUCGAAGAGUGGUACUGCUUCCAAAACAUCCGCCCAGAAGGGACAAGGUCGAUCACGACGGGAAGUUAACCGCUUGACCCAGUUUUGA
Psilocybe cubensis is the source of this 1224-nucleotide messenger RNA. RefSeq lists its product as uncharacterized. The record is from RefSeq and is a predicted model, not a curated record. NCBI's taxonomy places the organism in Eukaryota, Fungi, Basidiomycota, Agaricomycetes, Agaricales, Agrocybaceae. Bases 1 to 1224 code for a protein of 407 amino acids. The transcript has 3 exons.